Daldinia childiae is the source of this 1002-nucleotide messenger RNA. RefSeq lists its product as uncharacterized. Gene Ontology annotation, biological process: DNA damage response. The transcript has 2 exons. The record is from RefSeq and is a predicted model, not a curated record. NCBI's taxonomy places the organism in Eukaryota, Fungi, Ascomycota, Sordariomycetes, Xylariales, Hypoxylaceae. Bases 1 to 1002 code for a protein of 333 amino acids. Gene Ontology annotation, molecular function: single-stranded DNA binding.
AUGCCCGUGGAUGAUGCGCCAGAUGAUGAAGAUGAUGCAGCGCCAAGGCAAAGUUACAAUUUUGCCCCCGGCUACCAUGGCGUCGUUUACCGCGCCGAUGUACCAGAUUGGGGUGCCGGUUCUCGAAGGCAGCAUGCCAAUGCCUCUGAUGAGGCCGUAAGAGAGCAGCAUACCGAAGUUGGGGAUAAUGACAUUGUUUCAAGCCCCAAGACUAUUAGCUAUAAGUUACAAAGCAUGAAAUGGGGAUUGAUCCCUUUCUGGACCAAGCGCAAUCCGGAUUAUGGUUCCAUGAUGAAGACAAUCAACUGCCGAGACGAUUCUCUCGCACAAAGCGGUGGUAUGUGGAGCACAAUGAAAGCUCGAAAGCGAUGUAUAGUUGUUGCGGAAGGCUUCUACGAAUGGCUGAAGAAGGAUGGUAGUAAAGACAAGAUUCCGCAUUUUGUUAAGCGGAAGGACGGUAAGCUAAUGUGUUUCGCUGGGUUAUGGGAUGUGGUGCAAUACGAAAAUAACGAGCAGAAGCUUUACACCUAUACAAUCAUCACUACAGAUUCAAACAAGCAACUCAACUUCCUUCAUGACCGCAUGCCGGUUAUUCUAGAUAAUGGGUCUCAAGAUAUCCGAACCUGGUUAGAUCCUAAGCGGUCCGAGUGGUCGAAAGAGCUGCAGGCUCUGUUGAAACCUUUCGAAGGAGAGUUAGAAGUCUAUCCCGUUAGCAAGGACGUGGGUAAAGUUAGUAACAACUCACCUAACUUUGUCAUACCUAUCGACAGCAAGGAGAAUAAGUCUAAUAUCGCGAACUUCUUCGCCAAGGGUGCCGCAAAGAAGAAUGCAGCGAAACAGCAGCCACAGGUCACAGUUAAGAAGGAAGAGGGGUUCGUCACCGAAAACUCAACUAAAAUAAAAGAGGAAAACCGGCCUACGACUGGCUUCAAAAGAGAAGCUGAAGAUGAAUCAGCUGGCAGGGAGCCUCCGAAGAAAGUGGCUAUGACUAUGUCGUCCUAA